UCGCCAACGAUCCGGUUCUCGAAGAGGUUGUUUGAACAAACAUGAAGCUUCUGCUUCCAGUAUUGCUGUUCACCGUGGUGGCCCUCACCGGAGGGCAUCGACUGUUCAGCGAGACCAUUCCGGAGGAUUACUAUCAGCGCCGAGAUCUCAGCGAUUGCAGUGAGCGGUUCCACAAGCGAAGGAUCUUCAACACCCAGUGUUUGAUAUUCGGUGGUGAGCUAGUGAAUGUGACCGAAUUUCCCCAUAUGGCCGUGCUUGGUUGGGCUGGAGAAAUGCCAAACGAACCGAUCCGCUGGAUGUGUGGUGGCUCACUGAUAACGGAACGUUUCGUACUGACGGCCGCUCACUGUGCAUCUGACGACAAUAACGAGGCGCCACGGUAUGUGCGGUUAGGGGAUGUAAAUCUCGCGUCCAGCGACGAUGAUGAAUACGCGCAGCAGUUUGAAAUCAUGCGAAUCAUUCGCCAUCCCAAUCAUCGUUACUCGCGCAAGUAUUUCGAUCUGGCGUUGGUCGAACUCAACGAUACCGUGAGACUCAGUGAAGGUGUCUGCCCUGGGUGUUUGUGGACAAAACACCAACAACCGGACAAUGAUUACGAAACGGCUGGAUUCGGUGCGACCAGUUUCGGUGGCAGCCCGAUACCGGACCUCCUGAAGGCACGACUCCACGCCACGGAUCAUAAAGAGUGUGAGGAGCAAUUUCACAACACCCGAGGACUCGCCGAUGGUAUUGCCAAGGAUCAAUUGUGUGCCGCGAAUGCGCAAUCCGAUACAUGCCAAGGUGAUUCCGGUGGACCGUUGCAAGUGACGUUGUCGAGUUUCUUCCACCACCAUCCGUUUAUUGUUGGCGUUACAUCGUUUGGGCGCGGUUGUGGUACGGGAUCACCCGGUGUCUAUCAACUGCUAGCUGAUCACAUACCCUGGAUCGAAUCGGUAGUGAAUGAAACGAUGAAUCCACUCCAUUGUACCAGCAAAUAUUCGUACUUUCGACACUGGAAGAACCUCAUUCCCGAGUGCUUAAUCCGUGAUGCUUACGUGAGCCGUGUGCGUAUUCUGUGGCCUGACGGAGUGACUGGAUCUUCGGACACGUGCAGUGGCACCCUGAUCGAUUACAACACGGUCGUUACCUCGGCAAGGUGCAUUCGUUCCGGUGGAGACAUCGGACCAAUCGAGGUGGAGCUAAAGGAUGGAAACGAAAUCGAGCGAACGAAAAUCGUCGAGAUACAGAUCCAUCCCGGGUUUCGGGAUUCCUCGUAUCUGAAUGAUGUUGCUCUGCUUCGUUUAGAGAAGUACUUGCAACCCGAUCCACAGUUCGCACCAAGCUGUAUAGCGCUACCGGAGACGUCAGAGGUUUGUGCACCAGGACAAACACACGAUCCCGUCGCUUGUUGGGAUGAGUUCGCGAAGAAGACCAAGUCCAAGCUAGUGGCUCGCGAGUGUAACCAUGGAGCAUACGGUAACAUGACUGUUAGGCUCGUGUGGCCGUCUUUGACCAUCGAAAGAGUGUGUGUAGGGAUGCUGAUUAAGCUGAAUACGGUUAUCAGCUCGAUAAGCUGCAUGGCAGAGGCUGGUACCGAGCCUCCGUUGCACAUCGAGCUUCCUACUGGCGAACGGGUGAACAUCGUCAAGAUAUUGAAACAUGCCGGCCAUAAGGCAAAUGACCGAUCGAGAGACACAGCACUGCUACUGCUGGAACGUGAUCUGAUCGAGCAUAAUGCGCUUGUUCCUUUUUGUAUUCGUCAACAGCAUGGUAGUGACAUGCGCUACGUGUCCGUUCACGCUCCGUACGGCGAGAGUCGCACGUUCUCAAAGGGAGAUAAUGUUUACUUCCCUCUCGUGAAGCGUUGCAGUGAUGCGGUUGCUAACAACUUGACGACGUUGUUCGAUCAAAGCCUGCCAGAUGGAACACGGCAUACGUGCUGGGAUGUCAAUCGACAGGUGACACCGGGAGUCGUUAUACCGGAACAUGGUGCCGGAGUGCUGGACAGCACUCAUCGAUUUAUCUAUGGACUGACAACAUACGCCACGGACUAUGGUUCGGUGGAGCCAAUAGUAACUACCAACCUAACCAGCUACAUCGACUGGAUAACCCGCUUUGUCCUCUAUCGACCUCCAACCGAAGCGGGUCUGGUGUUCCGAGGAGAUGGUAUGGAUGAGUUUGAGCUCGGUAGCGAGUGUACCACACAUGCCGGUACCCGAGGGAACUGCAUGCCAGAGUAUAUGUGUGAGGGAGAAGUGACCGCCCACCAGGGAAACGCCAGGCAGAUCAAGAUCUGUGGAUUCGAGGAUACGAUCAGCUAUAUCUGCUGUCCCCCAGAACAUCAACAGUUCCCGCUAUUUCAACCAAUUAAACCUGUGCUUCUUGAGCGACAGCUUCCGAUUUUACCUUACGAAAACUACCAACCAGAACCACUAGCACCUUUCGAUUCCUUCUUCUUCGAAAGGCCACUCUUGCUGAAUGCCACCCUUGAGCGAUUAGAAUAAAUCAUCUUGCGACUGAUAGGUUAAGGUCUAGGCUUAAGCUAUACUCGCCACGAUACUGCCACUCGAUUCAGCUGUUGUGACAU
Anopheles aquasalis is the source of this 2566-nucleotide messenger RNA. RefSeq lists its product as uncharacterized. Gene Ontology annotation, biological process: proteolysis. NCBI's taxonomy places the organism in Eukaryota, Metazoa, Arthropoda, Insecta, Diptera, Culicidae. Gene Ontology annotation, molecular function: serine-type endopeptidase activity. The record is from RefSeq and is a predicted model, not a curated record.